AUGGAGCGGAGGCCAGGGAAGACAGCAUAUGCUCGGAGGAACCUCUUUGGCCCCGUAGACCACAAGCAGCUGCAGCAGGACUUCCAGCACAUGCUCCACAACAGUGUCAAGGGGGCCCAGCAGAAGUGAAAUUUCCUGCGGGACAGGCUAGCGGAGGGGCUCCUGCAGUGGGAAGGGCUGGAGGGCCACAAGGUGCCUGCUUUCUACAGCUGCAUGGUGGGAGAGGCUCGGAGACCACUGCAGCACUUGUACUGGCCACUGGACAGGGAAGACAACAGUCACCACUUUGCACAGAUAGCACUGACAGAGAAACCCAAAACUUCCAUGAAAACAGGAGCCAAAAGGAUCCCAGAAGGAAAGAAAAGAAGACAGACAUCUUUAACAGAUUACUACUCAGCAAAGAAGCAAAUCAAGACGAAUAAACAAGCUGCUGCAAAGAAGCCAACUUUUUGA
Cygnus atratus (black swan) is the source of this 453-nucleotide messenger RNA. Its product is annotated as cyclin-dependent kinase inhibitor 1-like. NCBI's taxonomy places the organism in Eukaryota, Metazoa, Chordata, Aves, Anseriformes, Anatidae. Gene Ontology annotation, molecular function: cyclin-dependent protein serine/threonine kinase inhibitor activity. Gene Ontology annotation, biological process: regulation of mitotic cell cycle; signal transduction by p53 class mediator. Gene Ontology annotation, cellular component: nucleus. The record is from RefSeq and is a predicted model, not a curated record.